Amoebophrya sp. A25 is the source of this 463-nucleotide messenger RNA. NCBI's taxonomy places the organism in Eukaryota, Dinophyceae, Syndiniales, Amoebophryaceae. The record is from the annotation of a GenBank genome assembly.
GGCGAACAAGCGGUUAUGAAGAGAUCCAAUGAAGGCGAGGAAGCUGCGAGUGCUGCUGCUACUGCGUCAGGAUCUUCCAAGAAGCACAAAGCAUGAAGUAUUUUUUGCAAUUUAUAUCUUCUCCGAUGAAUACGAUUUAUGGAUCCUCAUACUUUUUCUGCUUCUUUACUGCUCCACUUUCUCGUAGCCUUCUGUUGCAAUUUCAAUAACUUUUCUUUCAACGAGCAUCAUAUUUUCAUCUUACUUUCUCAAUUACUUUCAGGUUGCUUCACUUGAUGAAAACGAAGUAAGGACUUGGGAUUGAUGUGAAAAAAGCAGAAUAAGGACUUUGGGCACAGGUUUAUCUUGGUGAGAUUUGUCUUAAGAACCGUCCAGAUGUAGACAUUUUGCUUUGGUCUAGGUGAUUGAACAUACAUCGAACCAAGGACUAAAUCAAGACGAUGAAGGAGAAAGAUAAUUGAAG